Phyllotreta striolata is the source of this 1350-nucleotide messenger RNA. The record is from the annotation of a GenBank genome assembly. NCBI's taxonomy places the organism in Eukaryota, Metazoa, Arthropoda, Insecta, Coleoptera, Chrysomelidae.
AUGGAUUUUGAACGUUUAAACAUGUCGAGCGAUGAAGAUCCAUUAGAAACAGAAGUACAAAACACCCGAAAGAAAAAGACCAUAUUGGGAGGCGCAGUUCUAGGCGCAGUUCUAGGCGCUUGUGUUGUGGCAACAGUCACCUGUGUAGCGGUGCUUCCCAAGGAUAAAAGCGGCGAUGAUAAUGAUUAUUGUGAAGUAAUAAUAACGAAUCGAUUGUCACCACUUCUAAUAGAACCAGGAACUACUACAUUAAUGUAUCCAGCGCCUGGAUCGAAUGCAAUACGAUUUUCUUCCGAACAAUCCGUCGAAUUCGCCUGUCCUGGAAAGAAAGUUAAAGUAUUCGACGAGGUAUUAGACAACAGCAUUGUAUCGGCAGUGUGUAGAAAGGAUGGGAGUUUUUUAAUAAAGAACUUUGCUGGAUUUGUCAAGUGGGAAAGUAUAUCGUGUUCCAGUAUUAGUGGACCUAUCAUAAGGAAAUGGAAAAAUGAAGACUUAGGUGACGAUUUUAAAGAAAACUGUUUUAAAGAAGGAACUACUAUGGGUAGUAUAGGAUUUUAUUUAAAUCAAACUCGCUAUUUAAACGCUAUAGAUAUUUGUUUUAACACUAAAACUGGUUUAGCUUUGUAUUCGCGUUACGAUUUACACGCUUCAGUUCAUGAUAGAGUACCAAAUGUUGGUAAUCCUUCUUUUCAGAUAGAUAAUUUUUUCAACUCUAAAGGAAUACUUGAUAAUGCGUUAUAUUUAACAAAAAAUAUUAGGGUUAUUAUUAAUCAAAUCUUAGGACUUGACUCUAAAGACCUAACAUAUAUUAAUGACAAAAUGUUUAUAAACAAAGGCCACCUGGCACCCAAAGCAGAUUUUUAUUACGCCCCUAUGCAACUCGCUACAUACAGAUACAUAAACGUUGCACCCCAAUGGGAGUCAUUUAACGGUGGUAAUUGGAAUGAUAUUGAAAUUAGCGUAAGAAAUUACGCGUUUGAUAAUAAAGUAGAUUUAAAAAUAUGGACUGGAUCCUACGGUAUAGCUUCAUUGCCCAAUAAGAAAAAGUUAAGUACUAAUAUUUACUUGUAUGCCACUAAGAAAGUCAAAUUAUUCCCAGUUCCUGAAAUUUUUUGGAAAUUGGUGUAUGAUCCCAAAAAGCAAAAAGCCGUUGUUUUAAUUGGUCACAAUAAUCCUUACGAGGAUAUUAGAAAACCGGUUUAUUGUAACAAAGAUGUAAAAUUAUCCUGGUUAAAAUGGGACGCGAAUAAUGUUCAAAAAGGAUAUUCAUACGCUUGCGAUUACAACGAUGUUAAGCUUAAACAAACUAUCACUUAUCUUCCAGAUAUUCCUGUGAAAGAAUUAUUAUAG